Limulus polyphemus (Atlantic horseshoe crab) is the source of this 2747-nucleotide messenger RNA. Its product is annotated as methionine-R-sulfoxide reductase B1-like. The transcript is spliced from 4 exons. NCBI's taxonomy places the organism in Eukaryota, Metazoa, Arthropoda, Merostomata, Xiphosura, Limulidae. Gene Ontology annotation, cellular component: cytoplasm. Gene Ontology annotation, molecular function: peptide-methionine (R)-S-oxide reductase activity. The record is from RefSeq and is a predicted model, not a curated record. Gene Ontology annotation, biological process: protein repair; response to oxidative stress. Bases 160 to 696 code for a protein of 178 amino acids.
CGAACUUCUCGUUGUAUUAUAGUUAUACCGGCCAACUGAAUUUAGCAUCGAGGAAUUGUAUGCUAGUGUGAAACACUGGCUUUUACUAUCAAGAUAAAGUGAGGCAGUGAUGGGUAAAAAGAAAGCUUACAUGUAAGGCUUAAGUGUGACCCAGAAAUCAUGCAGUAUGGUGGUGCAGAUGGCAGCAGCCAUGCUGAAUCAUCAAAUAAUUUGUACUCAAAACAUGAACUUAAGAAGCGGCUAACUUACCUGCAGUAUCAUGUAACCCAAGAAAAAGGAACAGAAAGAGCCUUUAGCGGAAAGUACUACAAGCUAAACGACAAUGGAAUGUAUGCCUGUGUCGUGUGUGGGGAAGAACUCUUUUCCUCUGAAACUAAAUUCCAUUCUGAAUGUGGGUGGCCGGCAUUCUGGGAUGUUGUAGAUAAGAACAAAGUUACAUUUAAAAGUGAUUUAUCUCACGUGGGUAGCAACUUGCUUCUACUUGCCAUUAAACCAGAUCUUGCAAGGACAGAGGUUUCCUGUCGCAAGUGUGGUGCCCAUCUGGGUCAUGUGUUUCAAGAUGGACCCAAACCAACGGGUAAGCGAUAUUGCAUCAACUCGGCUUCCCUGGAUUUUAGAAAAGAUGAGAACAUCUGCAGUGAAUCUUCUGAAAAUGCCGACAAGAACAAGGAAACUGGUGAUAAUGUAACAAAAUGAAUGUUUGAAUGUUAAAUAUGCUUCUUUUUAUGAUUCCAGAAUCAUAUUUAAAACAUGCUCAGUGAUUUUAGAAUUUUAAUUAUAAUAUGCAUGAAAAUUCUGUCCUUUCCUGACAUAAUAACACAUAUUAAAGUUGUUUAUUUUAGUUAAUAAUCAAUGCAAAGUUAUGUGUUAAUGUGGUUUCAAACUACAUAUCAGAGGACUGUAUCAUUAUCUUUAAAGUGUAUGUGAAUUUAUAAGGUGUUAGACGCCAUAGUUGUAGAAAGAAACCAACAAAGAAUUUUUAAAAUGUCUUAAAGUACAAUAAAAUAUUUACUUGAUAAGUUACUGUAUAAAGAUAAAAACUGAUGACAAUCUCGUAGAUUGUACAUUACGAUGUAUUACUUUAUCAUCAUCAGUCAGUUUCUUUCAACAACUGUUGUGUUUAAAAUUUUACACAAGUAUCAUGUUUAAUAAUAUAUCGUAAAUAAUUGUUAAUUCUAGAUAAUUUUGCUGUGUGGGCCAUCACAAAAAUACAUGCAUAUUGAUGCAGUGUAUUUGUUUUUAGUAGAGGAAGGAAAUUAUACAUUCCAGUUUUAAUUAGCUUUAAAGAACACCAUAUUUUUAGUGUAAAUAUAUUUGUUUUUGUUAUAAAAGCUAUUUAUAUAAACAGUGAUUUAUAAAAUCUUGAUUGUGGUUCUUGAAUUCCCAUUUUAUCCCAUCAUGUUAAUCUUCCACAUAUUUUAUACAUUUUUGCUCUAUACACUGCACGUGUUAUAAUAUUUUAAGCACUGUGAAUUUUGAACUGUAUUCAUUGACAGCGAAGCAUCUUGCACUGUAAAGGGUUUUUCUAGUUAUGAAUAUUGUAUAUAUGUUUGGGUUUCCCUUUUUUUAAACAUUUAAGCUUAUCACUUCUUGAAUAAGUAAUCUUUUCAAAGCUAACUUUUUUUAUAAACUUAGAAAACAAAAUUGGUGAUUUAACCAAUAGAGAGAGAGAGAGAAGCACACCCAUUUCUAUAAUAUGAAUAUCUUGAUUUAGAGUCUAGAUAACACAUCUAUUGUAUGUCAUACCAGUGUUUUCUGUGUUUCAUUUUGAGCACCAAAUUAUUGUGUAGAGGUAAGGCUGUGAAAAGUUAUCAUGAUUAAUAUCAGAAUGACUAAAUAUAGUGAGAGCAAGUUAUCUGUCAUUCACCAAUACAAAUGGGAGUGGUUUGAUUCUUUUUGUUUUUUGUAUAUGUUUAUUAAUAAAUCAUUUUUAGUAGUAAAAGGAAUUCAUAAUAAUGAUAACAUUAAGAACUUGUAUGUUUUCAAUGUUAGUCAAUAAUUAUGAGGAUAAUACUUCCAAUGCAUUUAGUUAGAAAUAAAAGUAUCAAAUAAGAUAUGUAGAAAAAUAAAAAAUCACUUUAUUUUCAUAUUCGAUAUCUGUUUAGCAAUAAGUAGUACCAGCUGUUUUUGAAUGAAAAGUAAUUUGGUUAGAUACAAAUUCUGAUAAAUGCAUAGUUAUGUGCAAAUAAGUAAUGGUUUUAUUUACAUUUUCUUGUUCAUAUGUUAAAAUGUCACAUGUUUUAAAUUGUUUCUCUGAAAUGCUUUAUCUUGCACAAAUAACAACAGGAAUUUUUUUUUUGUGAAUGAAUUUAAUUAGUAUUUUAAUUUCUAUGUAAAACAAAAAAGGCAAAUAGCUUUAUGUAUGUAAGUAGAUAUAUUCCACAUUAUGUUUAUCAAAAUCCAUAAUGAUAAAUAAUCCUUGUUUAAUUUACCAUAGAAGAAAUUUAAUUAUUAAGAUGCUGUAGUUUUCAACUGAAACUUCAUACUGACAGUUAGGUGCAUAGUAAUGUUUGUUUUAUUAGGCAUUAGUUAUGUAUGUCGAAAAUACUUAUUUCAUUUUGAAAUUAGCACAGAUAGCCCAUUGUGUAGCUUGGUGCUUAACUUCAAACAAAUAAAAACAUUUUGAAAUUAAAUUACUGUUUUUGAACUAGUUAGUAAUUCUUGGUUAUUCCUUGAGUAAAUAUUGUCUUUUAAAUGCAAAAAUACAUACUUAUAUAAUUAUAAUGUUACUAAAUGUAUUUUUUAUC